AUGAAGGCAACCACAUUGGUCAGUGCCAUCACUGCCUUCGGCCUGGUCAGCGUCGUCUCGGGCACCAAACUCUCCUACACCAUGGCCGAGGCUAUCUGCGGCGACCUCGGCGUUAUAAACGUCACCGACCUCCCCGAGGGCGUCAAUCCCAAUGCGGUUCGAACAUGCAAGGAGCACCCGGAGGGUGGUGCCUUUCAGAAGAGCCUCGACAAGCGCGACUGCUGCCUGGCUCUGGGGAAUGGUGCUGGACAGCCCAAAACAAUGGAUUUGGAGACUGGGUCAGAUGCAAAAGCAGCAGCGACUGCAGUCGCGGGGAUCAGUGUGGUGCUGGUGGUUGCAAAGCAUGCGGAUGCAGCUGCUAAGCCUGGAAAGCAAGCAUGGCCUUCGGAAUGUAUGUACUACACCUCUACCAGCACGCGAGUUGGUCUGAUGCUAGGAAGCCCGAUCUUGCCAGGUACCUUAGAUACAGACAAUAAAGACUUUCAGUAA
Molecule: messenger RNA, 489 nt
Organism: Aspergillus thermomutatus
Lineage: Eukaryota; Fungi; Ascomycota; Eurotiomycetes; Eurotiales; Aspergillaceae
Exons: 2
Coding region: 1-489 (162 amino acids)
Source: RefSeq, a predicted model, not a curated record